UAGACGUCGCCGCAGUGUCGGGACAUAAAGUUUCGAAAAAGAGAAGGAAGAAUUGCCUUAUCCUCCUUGGUCGGCCAAGAAAACAAAAGACAAUCUCACGCAGGGUAGAGCGUGACCAAGAGACAAGAGCAAAGGAAUCAUAGACGCAUUAAGAGGUUUAUCGAGGAAUCCAACCCUAAAUAAAUUGAUGAUGCUAGUGAACGACCAUUGCGAAAGUACCUGUUCCUAAAGGAGAAUGCACAACCGGGUUCCCAGUCUCUCCUGCGCGGCGGUGGUCGCGAUCCUCGCUCUCGUGACGCCCGGCGCGGCGACGAGAGACCGGAGGCAAGCCGUGUGCAGCGGCGCACCUUGCAUCCCUGUCGACUCCUGUCCCCCCGUGAAGGCGCUCUUCCUGUCCUCCAACCCAAGCCACAGGCAGAGGGGGCAGCAGCUGGUGUGCGGAAGAGAGGGCAGACGUCUGAAGGUAUGUUGUGCCUCGAACGUAACGCCAACACCGUCACCAACACCCAUAAUUGUAACGCCCACCAGCAACCCUGGGGGGAAUGAACAGCUGUUGCCCUCAAAGUGCGGACAGUCCAAUUCCGUGAACAAAGUAUUCGGUGGCGAAGAUGCUGUUGCUGGCGAAUUUCCUUGGGUGGCUGCUUUGGGAUAUACAGCUCCAGGCGGCCGUGGCUCUCCGGAGUGGCAGUGUGGAGGAGCUCUCAUCAACAGCCGUUACGUCCUAACAGCUGCUCACUGUGGCCAUCCAGAUUUUCUGUUCGGCUAUACCCUAACUGUAAUCCGUCUCGGCGAACACGACCUCUCCAAGACCAGAGACUGUAGCCAACGCCUCUGCUUGCCUCCUGUGCAAGACUUCACGCCUGAGCAAGUCGUCCUUCAUCCUUCCUUCAACAAACGUGCUCCCGAGAGUGAUGAUAUUGCGCUCAUCAGACUGAACAGGAACGCACAAUCCAACGUUGGCGUGCAGCCCAUCUGCCUCCCUCGCGCUGGCUUAGACGUCGGCUCCUUCCUUGCGGGUAGAGACGCUAUAGUGAUCGGCUGGGGGCAUACGGAGAGGGGCAGAGAUACCCAGGUGCUGCAGAAGGUCGCGCUGCCUUUCGUUGAUCUCGCCACCUGCAAAAGAAUGAACGAAGGAGAAACGCUGGUUAACGAACAGGUUUGUUUCGGCGGACAAGACUCAUGCAGUGGUGACUCCGGCGGCCCUCUCUUCUUGGACGCUGCCCCUGGCACCAUCCUGGGCGUUGUAUCGAAGGGCGGGGCGUGUGGAAGACCCGGCGUCCCUGCGAUCUACACCGACGUCGCCUCCUACAGGGGCUGGAUCGUACAGAACCUUAGACCUUAGGAGCAAAGUCGUUUUUUCGUCUAUGGUGCCUUUGUUUUCCCUUUGAUGGUAUAGGCGUCACAUAGUUCUUUUGGGGGGGAUUGUUUUGUUUGUUGCUGUUCAAUGUUCAAUGUUAGAUUGUUUUCACAAUUAUUUUGUCUUAUUGUUCUCGAGUUAAACUACCCAAAGGAUUUAAAUUGAAUAUUUUGUCUAAUAAAUGUUUGAAGUGUCCGAAUGAAAGAACUUUUUGUAAUGAAUUUCAUGCAAUGCACCGAUACAUCUGAUAAGUUGUAAUUGAUGUCUUUGAACCCAUUAAUUAGGCCUGUCUGUUAA
Messenger RNA from Penaeus vannamei (Pacific white shrimp), 1654 nucleotides. Its product is annotated as phenoloxidase-activating factor 3. The record is from RefSeq and is a predicted model, not a curated record. Gene Ontology annotation, biological process: proteolysis. Gene Ontology annotation, molecular function: serine-type endopeptidase activity. NCBI's taxonomy places the organism in Eukaryota, Metazoa, Arthropoda, Malacostraca, Decapoda, Penaeidae.